ACUCCUUACAUUUCUCACGUCUCUGAGAACUCGAGACGAAGCUAAAAAUCGAAGAAAAAUGGCCACUGGGAUGAAGCUCCCCAUGGCCGUUACCUUGCAGAAACCCAUGGCUAUGGCGGCUCCAUCUUCGUCAUCUUCUCUUCCUAGAGGCAUCAAUUUCAGAACCAUUUCCUGCACAAACGGUACAAGCAAAGCUAAAAUUCCUCUGCCUCCAAUAAACCCGAAGGAUCCAUUUCUUUCGAAGCUCGCUUCAGUAGCUUCAACCUCACCUGAAACGUUGCUAAACCGCCCUAAAAAUUCUGAUUCUCCUCCUUAUUUGGAUAUUUUUGAUGCUCCUCAACUCAUGGCUGCACCUGCACAAGUCGAAAGAUCAGUUUCCUACAAUGAGCAUAGGCCGAGGAGGCCACCGCCGGACUUGCCGUCUCUGUUACUUCAUGGAAGAAUUGUUUACAUCGGAAUGCCUUUGGUUCCAGCUGUUACGGAGCUAGUCAUUGCCGAACUGAUGUACUUGCAAUGGAUGGAUCCAAAAGAACCAAUAUAUCUUUACAUAAAUUCCACAGGAACAACUCGUGAUGAUGGUGAAACGGUAGGGAUGGAGACAGAAGGUUUUGCUAUCUACGAUGCUAUGAUGCAGUUAAAAAAUGAGAUACACACAGUGGCGGUUGGAGCUGCCAUUGGUCAAGCUUGUCUAUUGCUUGCUGCAGGAAGUGAAGGCAAACGUUUUAUGAUGCCACACGCCAAAGCGAUGAUACAGCAGCCCCGUGUCCCUUCAUCUGGUUUGAUGCCUGCUAGUGAUGUUCUUAUUCGUGCAAAAGAGGUGAUAACAAACAGGGACACACUAGUGAAACUCCUAGCAAAGCACACUGGAAAUCCAAUAGAGACAGUAUCGAAUGUGAUGCAAAGACCAUUCUACAUGGACGCGACUAAAGCCAAAGAAUUUGGAGUUAUUGACAAGAUUCUUUGGCGCGGUCAGGAGAAGAUUAUGGCUGAUGUGGCUGCCCCUGAGGAAUGGGACAAAGGAGCUGGCAUCAAAGUUGUUGAUGAAUUCUAAAUCUUCUCUCAAACCUACUCUCCCUUCAUACUAAGAAAAAAAACCCCUCUGUGGCGAGUCUCGUGCAUUGUUGGAUCCAACUAAAUCUCCACAUGGCUUCGUGCUUAGCAAUGGAAUGAGUGUUUGAAAAAUAUUACUGAAUUUCUCUCUCUGGAUUUGAAAUAUAUUAUAUAAUUGCAGCAAGGGAAUGGCUUUCAAUUUACAUCUAUAUAUUCCCAGGUUGGAUUACAGAGUCAAACUGCAGCUUAAUCAAUGAUCAUCAAGGGAAUCAUAUUAUCACCCUCCUCAUGGCUGACUCAUGAAAGAUUUAGGCUUGUAUAACAUUUACAAACUUUCAUUCCUUAAUAUCUUUGUUAAAUAAAAAUCUUAGAUUAGAACAUAAUGAAAGGCUCAUUCAAUUCUUUUA
Messenger RNA from Benincasa hispida (wax gourd), 1457 nucleotides. Its product is annotated as ATP-dependent caseinolytic (Clp) protease/crotonase family protein. Gene Ontology annotation, biological process: protein quality control for misfolded or incompletely synthesized proteins. Gene Ontology annotation, molecular function: ATP-dependent peptidase activity; serine-type endopeptidase activity; ATPase binding. Gene Ontology annotation, cellular component: endopeptidase Clp complex. Lineage: Eukaryota; Viridiplantae; Streptophyta; Magnoliopsida; Cucurbitales; Cucurbitaceae. The record is from RefSeq and is a predicted model, not a curated record.